AUGGUUGAUGCAGCUCUAAUUAGUGGUUUGCUUUCAAAUUUGGCACCUCUUAAGGAUGAAUUCUCAUUGUUUUUGAGUUUUAAGAAGGAGGUUCAAAAGUUAUCGAGCACACUAUCUGCAAUUAAUGCCUUACUUGAGGAUGCAGAGAGAAAGAACAUGCGGGAGAAGGACAAACAAACGGAAGAUUGGUUGCGGAAACUCAAAGAUGUAGCCUAUGAGGUUCGAGACAUCAUGGAUGAAUGCAGCUUUGAAGAUCUUCGUCUUCAAGUCAAAAGGCUUAAUGCCUCCUCUUCAACCAGGAGCCAGGUAACCAACUCAAUAACCAAUCCUUUUAGCAAUACUUGGAUGCGUCUCAAAAUUGGUCACAAAAUUAAGGAUGUUCAAGACAAACUAGACCAAAUUUCUUCAGAGCGCCAAAAGUUACAAUUAAAUGUCUCUAUUCCUGACUCAAAUAUGGACAAGUUUACUAAUAGUUGGCGUGAAACCAUGUCUCUUUCUAGUUCUAGGAAAGUAUAUGGGAGAGAUGAGGAGAAGAAACAGAUUAUUGAUAUUCUACUCAAUAAUAGUACAUCUAGUACUGUUAGUGUUCUGCCCAUUGUUGGGAUUGGGGGUCUUGGUAAAACAACAUUUGUCCAAAUGGUCUUCAACGACGAGGAGGUUUCUAAGCAUUUCGAUACCAAAAUAUGGGUUUGUGUUUCUGAUGAAUUUGAUAUUAAGUUGGUCAUCAAAGCCAUCAUAACAGAAAAGGAAGAAGAUCGCUUAGAAGAAUUGCAGAAAAAAAAUUGUGGAUCAAAUGGUUCCUUCGUCCUUACCACGACACGUAAAAGAAAUGUGGCGGAAAUAAUGGAAACGAUUCAACAUUUUGAGUUAUCAUCGCUCUCUGAGAAUGAUUGUUGGCUAUUAUUCGAAGAACGUGCAUUUAUGUAUAAAAUACCUAAAGCACCAAACUUUAUUGAUAUUGGAAGAGAAAUUGCUAGAAGAUGUAAGGGUGUUCCUUUAGUUGCUAAGAUAUUGGGAAGUCAAUUGGGGUUUAGUGGUGACGAAGAAGAAUGGUGUAGAAUAAGAGAUAGAAAUAUAUGGAGAUAUCUCUAA
Impatiens glandulifera is the source of this 1092-nucleotide messenger RNA. Its product is annotated as putative disease resistance protein RGA4. The record is from RefSeq and is a predicted model, not a curated record. Gene Ontology annotation, molecular function: ADP binding. Lineage: Eukaryota; Viridiplantae; Streptophyta; Magnoliopsida; Ericales; Balsaminaceae. Gene Ontology annotation, biological process: defense response to other organism. The transcript has 2 exons. Bases 1 to 1092 code for a protein of 363 amino acids.